AUGCUGGCAGCUUAUGCCACGCAAGGGCAUCUGGAGGAGGCAAGGACAGUGUUUGAAGCUAUGCCAGAAAGGAAUCAAGUGACAUGGACGUCCAUGCUGGCAGCUUAUGCCGGAAUGUUUUACGUGGAGCAUGCCAAGCAGGUCUUUGACGCCAUGCCCGAGCAAGACGUGGUCGCAUAUAACGCAAUGGUUGCGGUAUAUGCCCAUAACCGGCAUUUGGAGGAAGCAAAGCUUAUGUUUGAUUCAAUGUCGCAGCGAGACCUAAUCUCGUGGAGCGUUAUGGUUGUGGCGUAUACCCAAUAUGGGCAUAUAGAUCUCGGCAGGAGGAUCUUCGAUCGGAUGCCUUCUCAGGACAUGAUCUCUCAAAGUGGAAUGCUGGCUGCUUACGCAUAUACUGGCAGUCCAAGCAGCGCAUUUGAUCUCUUCGACGAGAUGAGACUGAUCGAUCCGCCCGACGAGAGCUGCAUUGCAUCGCUGCUCAUUGCGUGCAGCCGCCUGGGAAGAGUUUUCGAUGCUCGAUGCUGGAUGACCUCGACGAAGUUUGACUAUGGGAGGAGCCCAACAAAGCAGCACUACACUUGCAUGGUGGAUGUUCUUGGGCGAUCUGGGUAUCUCACAGAUGCGAGGGAUCUCUUAGAUUCCAUGCCUUUUAUGCCUGAUACUUUGGAGUGGACGUGCUUUCUCUCAGCGUGUUUCGAUCACAACCAACUGGAAUUUGGAGUAGAAGCGGCCAAGAACGUUCUAAACUCCUUCCCAAAACAUGGGGCUUUGUAUGUGCUGCUCUCCAAUUCCUUGCAAGGAAAGGCGUUGACUGGAUUGACUAGACUUGACCGUUGA
Messenger RNA from Selaginella moellendorffii, 837 nucleotides. RefSeq names its product pentatricopeptide repeat-containing protein At2g44880-like. Gene Ontology annotation, biological process: RNA modification. Gene Ontology annotation, molecular function: RNA binding; protein binding. The coding region runs from base 1 to 837 and encodes 278 amino acids. The transcript has a single exon. NCBI's taxonomy places the organism in Eukaryota, Viridiplantae, Streptophyta, Lycopodiopsida, Selaginellales, Selaginellaceae. The record is from RefSeq and is a predicted model, not a curated record.